AUGGCGGGACAGGAGAGUUUUGCAGGUUUUGGCAUAGCUCAGCAAAAUCAUUAUUACUGGUACUGGCAAAGUCUCUCCUCCACUAUUAGGGGGAAGCCAGUGCUCCAGCCCUGCCAGGCUUACCACUCCGGCAACUGGUUUGAGCAACAGCACAGCGGUUACUCCCUUUCUGUCUAUAGCUGUGGCUGUGCAGCACAAGGAAAUGGACUUGACCUUUCUGUGCAGGAGACCUCUGGACCCCCAGCUGGAACUCUGGUCACGCCUAAGGAAAGCACAGCACUGGCAGAGAAGCAAGAUGAAGAGCCACUGGAAGAUCCAAACUUUCAUGUGAAUAUUGAGGAAUUAAACAAGGAGUUUAUGGUGAAAAGUGAGGAGCUCUACGACUCUCUCAUGAGUUGCCACUGGCAGCCUUUGGAUACAGUUCACUCCGAAAUCCCACAUGAGCCCCCAGAGAAGCAUGAUGGUCACUAA
This is a messenger RNA of Enhydra lutris kenyoni (northern sea otter), 471 nucleotides long. Its product is annotated as chromosome unknown C6orf52 homolog. The coding region runs from base 1 to 471 and encodes 156 amino acids. NCBI's taxonomy places the organism in Eukaryota, Metazoa, Chordata, Mammalia, Carnivora, Mustelidae. Gene Ontology annotation, biological process: selenocysteine incorporation. The record is from RefSeq and is a predicted model, not a curated record. Gene Ontology annotation, cellular component: nucleus. The transcript is spliced from 4 exons. Gene Ontology annotation, molecular function: tRNA binding.